This is a messenger RNA of Lichtheimia ornata, 1566 nucleotides long. RefSeq lists its product as uncharacterized. The coding region runs from base 1 to 1566 and encodes 521 amino acids. NCBI's taxonomy places the organism in Eukaryota, Fungi, Mucoromycota, Mucoromycetes, Mucorales, Lichtheimiaceae. The transcript has a single exon. The record is from RefSeq and is a predicted model, not a curated record.
AUGCACUUGGUUAUCCAACUCGCCUUUUUUAUCCUUGUCUCUUUACGACCUCACGACGUGUCAGCCUUAAUUACAGGCACCGUAUCUUGCUACGACCAACAACGAUCGCAAUGUCAGAGUGCGCUUGCUCAUUGUCGUCUGAUGGUGUUGCUUUUGCUGCGCGUCAUUGUCGUGGCUUCUGUUAUGCUGGCAGGCUCUCUUUGGGAUGAUGUAUGCGCUAUUCGUAAAGGUGUUACCAAUCAUGUCCCACAACAGCCUAAGGCUGAAAAGCCAACAACAGCAUCAGCCCACCCAAAAAAGAGGAACGAUCAUCGUAUCAUCAAUGAAAGCAUCAUUCAAGAGCAAUCCACUCCUACAACAACAACGCCAUCCUCUGCUUUGGAGCAUCCAUCUACAAAGGAUACGCCUUAUCUUGGCAAAACCACUGAAGCUGAAUCAAAGCCAACCACCGACAAGGUGUCAAUACUACCACCUUCUGCUGCUGCUAUCCUACCCGAUAUCACUGUCAAUGAAGAGAGCUCACAAGAAAACGUACCAUCGAUUGAGGAAGAGUUACCACCAACAGAGGAAAAGCAGGAGCAACAACAACAACAACAACAGCAACCUUUGGCGUCUCGUAAUGCAUGCAAUGAUGCAACUGUUACAGCCACAGACUCGAGCGUUACUGCAGGUGGUACUGCAGCUGAAGAAGCUAACGCAUCCAAUGAUGUGGGCGAGCAGCAGCCUAUUCCCACCACCCCACAUGUGGUUGAUAAGCAAUCUCCCCCACAACCAGAAUCGCAACAACAACAACAACAGCAGCAGGUAUCUGCAGUUGAAGAUGAAACAAUGACACAAUCAUCACGUACAACAACAACAAGUGAUAAACAACAGAACAAUGAGAUGAUUGAAGCACCCACCAUUGUUGCAAAAGAAGAAAAGCCAAUCCCAACAACAACAACAACACCUUCUCCACCUUUGAAGAAUGAGCCAUCUGCACCCAAACAAGCAGAAGAAAAGAAGGAAGUCCUUACUACACCACCACCACGAUCAUCAUCCAUUCAACCACCACCACCACAAAAACAACCAUUGCAGGAAAAUCAGCAGACUCCAACGGAAGCUGUUCCGGCAAAACGCCAUGGCCGUCGUCACCACGAGGAUGAGGAGACUGCAUCAUCAUCUGACGAGACCAUCCCAACCCCACCUGAAGAAAGACAAAACAGCACACCUCCCAAGAAUAGCCGUUUACUCAAUAUGGCGGCGAGAGCAGCUGCUGUUUCACCACAACCACCACCACCACAACAAUCACCACCACAGCAACAUCCAAGUGAAGAACCCAAGCGGUCUUUUAGUCUACGCCUGAAUCGUAGCAGCAGCAGCAAUCUACGUGCCAAAUUCGACUCUUUGGUCCAUCGUAAUCAAAAUGGUGAUAAACCACCUCGUCCUAGCAAGCAACCUUUUGCAUCCUUGUCUCGUAGUCUACGUCGAUCGAAAACACCAGUGACGAGCGACAAUGCAUCCACCACAAGCAGCAACAAGCGUUUACAAGGCACUCGCAAGCGAUUAUCCAAUCUCUUUCAAUCAUAA